Molecule: messenger RNA, 255 nt
Organism: Funneliformis geosporum
Lineage: Eukaryota; Fungi; Glomeromycota; Glomeromycetes; Glomerales; Glomeraceae
Source: the annotation of a GenBank genome assembly
AUGAAGCAUCAGAUGAAAUCUGAUAUGAACCUAAAAAUUCCUGGAUCUAAUACAAGUAAAGGAGUUUCUUGCCUGGAUUUAGAAAGCAAUACCAGAAAAAUUCACCUUCUUACGAAAAAACAAAGUGAUAUAGUUAAUGUAAAUCCAAUUAAUCUCACUUUAACUCAACAUAGGAUUACUUCUAGUAAAUUGAGGAAAAUAGGUAUAGACUAUGCUAGCAGGAUUCAUGAAGAUAUAAAUGAUUCUUAUCGCUAA